UCUGCCGCCUUUCUUUCCCGCCAACAGGCACAAUCCAUUGGUCAGACUCGAUCUGAACUCCAUUGUUGGGAGCUCUUGUCCAUGGCUUAUGUUCUAGCGGUAAAGAGAUUGGCAUCAUUAUCAUUUAUUUAACUAAAAGCAGAAGGUACUGCGCAGGCUUUUAUUAUUGUCCUUACCCGGUGAGAAAAUCGGUCACUUAGUGUGACGUAGAUCUUUCGGAAGCUUCAAUGGAUGACAUGGAUAUGUAUAUUCCUCUUCCUGAAGAGCUUGAAUUACUCGAAGCCAAUUCUCACAUACAAGAAGACUAUCUCGACCUCCAGCCUCCCGAAGACGACGAUCGUUUUUACGAGGACCCCCAGCCCAACUUAUCAACAUCAUCGUCGCCGCUAAAAUCAUCGCGGUCCUCCAUUGAGCGGCAGAUUAAUGGAAACAAGCGGUCUAGACCCUACGCCCUCGAUUUACUUAGUCAGGACAAUAGUGAGUUCCCAUCUGACGAGAAGAGAAACAAAGCUGAUUGUUUGCGGCUGCACUUGGAAGAGGAAGAAGAAGAUUGGCUAAGGCGCUCGCCGCAGCAGGAGAGUAACCCUGGGGUGGAGGUGGUAGAACUGGAAAUUCCAAAUGAGAAGAUAAUAUCGAGGUAUGCUUCCGAGAUUGACGGGGAAUGUAUACCCAUCACUGCACCAAAUGGCGGCGACAGAGUCUACGCGAGGAUCUGUCGUUUGGAGGGAGAGGAGAGAAUAAAGAAACUAAAUCUCAGAGCACAGUCUAAUGGUCUUAUUUUGGAACCCAUCAAUAGUCUGCUGCAGAAAGCAGAGCAAGAGGCUUUCGCCAAGGCCUUGCAGGCUAGUUGUGGAGGUCGGAGUGAAAGCAUUCUUCCGGAAACUCCUGUGGUUCAUGAACAACUUUGGGUGGAUAAAUAUGCACCACACUCCUUUACGGAGCUUCUCAGUGAUGAACAGACAAAUCGUCAGGUUCUGUUAUGGUUGAAACAAUGGGAUUCUUGUGUCUUUGGAUCUGAAAUCAGAAGCACAUCAGAUGAGGUUUUGUCUGCAUUGAGACGACAUUCUGCUGCUGCUCAACAUGAGAAACUUUCUGAUUCAAAUUUUAUGAGGAAGAAUCAAGGACAAAGAUGGGGCAAUGGAAGACCUCAAUAUGCAAAAGAUUUAGACAGUGGAAACAGUGAUUUGAAACGCAAUCAAGACUUAUGGAGUCAGAAAUCAAGGCACACUGGUCCACCAGAAGAGAAGGUCCUUCUACUCUGUGGUGCCCCAGGGCUUGGGAAAACCACCCUAGCACAUGUAGCUGCCAAGCACUGUGGAUAUCAUGUUGUCGAGGUUAACGCUAGUGACGAGCGAUCAUCAUCAACUAUUGAAGCCAAAAUCCUUGAUGUUGUUCAGAUGAACUCUGUCACAGCCAACUGCCGUCCUAGAUGUUUGGUGAUUGACGAAAUAGAUGGAGCUCUUGGUGAUGGAAAAGGUGCUGUGGAGGUUAUUUUAAAGAUGGUCUCCGCUGACAGGAAAUCUGAUAUUGGAAAAGAAAAUCAUGGAAACAAACAAGUUGGAAGGACAUCCUCAAAAAGGGGGCAGAAAACCAUGUCGUUGUCAAGACCUGUAAUUUGCAUAUGCAAUGAUUUAUAUGCACCUGCUUUGAGACCAUUACGGCAGGUAGCGAAGGUUCAUAUAUUUGUUCAACCAACAAUAGCUCGUGUCGUAAGCAGGCUCAAGUAUAUUUGUAACAAAGAAGGGAUGAAAACAAGUUCUUCUGCCCUUGCGGCACUAGCUGAUUAUACUGAAUGUGACAUUCGUUCUUGCUUGAAUACUCUGCAGUUUCUCAACAAGAAGAAGGAAAACCUCAAUAUGGUAAGAGUUUUUUCUUUAUCAAGCUUUUCUUAUAUGGUAUUUGACACAUUCAAGAAGCUUAAGAAGCAAGCGAAAAUUUCUAAUGAUCGUUACUCCAACUCCUUGGAAUUGGCUUUUUUAUACUCUCUCAUAUCCAACCGUGGUGAUUAUGAUGUGAUUUUCGAUGGCAUCCAUGAAAACAUUUUGCAGCUUCAAUAUCAUAAUCCGAUGAUGCAGAAGACAAUUAAGUGCUUGAAUUAUCUCGGCACUUUUGAUCUUCUGCAACGAUAUAUUAUGCGGACGCAGCAGAUGUCUCUUUGUGUUUAUCGUCCUGCACUUGCAAUUUCUAUACAUCAUUUAGUAUCCCAAGUUCCAAAACCAAAUAUUGAGUGGCCAAAGUCUUUUCAAAGAUAUCGAACAACGUUGAUGGAAAAGAUGGAUAUUUUAAGGUCUUGGCACAACAACAUUCCACCAUAUAUUGGAAGGCAUUUGUCAACUAAUUCUUUUGUAGAGGAUUCUAUAUCUCCUCUACUGCAUAUUCUUUCACCAUCAAGUCUAAGGCCAGUUGAAAACCAAAAGAUUUUGCAAGGAAGAUCUGCUAAUUUAACUGAUGGCAGCAACAAGGGAAACCAGGAUUUGGUGCGGGGCCAGUCUACCAAAGUUGAUUCUGCAACUGCACAAGCGGAGAGCAAGGACAAUGCAAAGAUUAGGUCAGCAAGGGAAGGUGAUCCAAGUACGUCCACAGUUUUAUCAACUUUGGUUCCUAGUAGAAAUGUCCCGAUGAAGAAGCCUUCUGGUGGCUCUUCCAAUUACUUUGACAGGUUUAAGAAACCCUGCAAAGGUUCUAAGGAUGCAGAUAAUGCCACACAGAAGACAUCAACCUUUGGGAAAAAUUUGCAUCCUCUUCUCUUCAAAUUUAAUGAGGGUUUUACAAAUGCUGUUAAGAGGCCCGUCCGGAUGCGUGAAUUUCUGUAACAAGACAAAUUGAAGUUGUAAAACAACUUUCAUAGCAACAAUUAUUCUAUCCGUUUAUGUAUAUUUAUAUGCACACACAAAAUAUAUUACUUAACACGGAAUUACUCUUGAACACUUGGAAUCCUUUCUUUGGAGAAGUAAUUUUUCACAUCAAGCCGUCUAACAAA
Molecule: messenger RNA, 2980 nt
Organism: Carica papaya (papaya)
Lineage: Eukaryota; Viridiplantae; Streptophyta; Magnoliopsida; Brassicales; Caricaceae
Source: RefSeq, a predicted model, not a curated record